This is a messenger RNA of Engraulis encrasicolus (European anchovy), 13729 nucleotides long. It is a transcript of the gene utrn, whose product is annotated as utrophin. Gene Ontology annotation, molecular function: protein binding; zinc ion binding. The coding region runs from base 553 to 11244 and encodes 3563 amino acids. Gene Ontology annotation, biological process: synaptic signaling. Lineage: Eukaryota; Metazoa; Chordata; Actinopteri; Clupeiformes; Engraulidae. The transcript has 77 exons. The record is from RefSeq and is a predicted model, not a curated record. Gene Ontology annotation, cellular component: plasma membrane.
UCUCUACGUUUGCUAAGUUUUUUUCUUGGCUUGCGCAGGCAGCAGGCAAGGGAAAGGUAGCAACAGGAACAAAGUUCGGGAAGGGCUCGAUUAAAGCUGCAUUUUCGAUCCGUCAGACGCCCAACUUCAGCGAUACAUAACAAUCGGAUUGCCGUGCUGUCUACGCAGUGGUGGGCAAGUACCUACCAGAGGGAGAGUGACAUAUUCCCCGACUUUUAAUUGAGAAUCUCGCCCCCUCCAACACAUUUUUUUCUGGGAACGCGUUCAAGUGGAGUCUGGGUGUGGGUGAGAGAGAGUUGGUGCUGUGGUGCUGAUGUGUUUCAAAAUGUCUUAGGGGUCGAGACGAAAGAGAACGUGGAGACAUCACUUUUUCCAACUGGUCCUCGCUAAUUUCCUUUAAACUUUUGUGAGACUUUUCGGAACAGGACUCCCUGUAAGGUGGUGUUCAGAUCCGUGUGGGACGUACACCGAUAGGUCUGUACUGGAACUUUCCCCAGCUGAGGAAGACAUCACUGAGGAAGAGGAGUUGGAGGACGGCCACCUGGAUUAAACAUGGCCGACGCCGCGUCGCCCAGGGAUACCGCAGAGGGCGGGACUGACAAUGAGUUCACUGACAUCAUCAAGUGCAGAGCAGAUGAACACGAUGCGGUGCAGAAGAAGACUUUUACCAAAUGGAUCAAUGCCCAGUUCUCCAAGCGUGGGAAGUCUGCAAUAAAGGACCUGUUCUCAGACUUAAGGGAUGGACGGAAACUCCUCGACCUACUGGAGGGACUCACAGGAAACACUCUGACUAAGGAACGCGGUUUUACACGAGUGCACUCCCUCAACAACAUCAACCGGGUUCUACAGGUCCUGCAUCAAAACAACGUGGAGUUGGUGAACAUUGGGGGAACAGAUAUUGCUGAUGGGAACCACAAGCUGACACUCGGCCUCAUCUGGAGCAUCAUUCUACACUGGCAGGUGAAGGAUGUGAUGAAGGAUGUGAUGUCAUCGCUGCAGCAGACCAAUAGCGAGAAACUGCUGCUGAGCUGGGUGCGGAACGUCACGCGUAGCCACGACGACGUCAACGUUCUCAAUUUCACCACCAGCUGGUCUGAUGGGCUGGCCUUUAACGCCAUCAUGCACCACUUCAGGCCCAAUGUGGUCAGCUGGAACAAGGUGUUGGGAAUGACCCCUGUUGAGAGGUUAGACCAUGCUUUCCGUGUUGCUAAGGAACAGCUUGCCAUUGAAAGACUGCUAGACCCUGAAGAUGUGGCCGUGCAACUUCCCGACAAAAAGUCCAUCCUCAUGUACGUGACCUCGCUUUUCGCCGUGCUGCCCAAUGACAUCACAAUGGAGGACAUCAAAGAGGUGGAGACUCUGCCUCGAAGGUUCCGUCUGGAGGCGGAGGAAGCCCCUACCACUGCCAGCCCACCUCAGGUGCCGGUGGCGGUGGAGGAGGACACGGCGGUGGAAGGGGCGGAGCUGGAGUGGUACCAGGUGACGCUGGAGGAGGUGCUGACGUGGCUGCUCUCGGCCGAGGACGCGCUGCAGGGCCAGGGGGACAUCUCCGAGGAGGUGGAGGAGGUGAAGGAGCAGUUCCACACACACGAGGCCUUCAUGAUGGAGUUGACGGCGCACCAGAGCAGUGUGGGCAGCGUGCUCCAGACAGGCAAUCAGCUGAUCGCCGACGGCAACCUGAGCGAUGAGGAGGAGGGCGAGAUCCGCGAGCAGAUGAGCCUGUUGAACACGCGCUGGGAACACCUGAGAGUCAGCAGCAUGGAGAGACAGAGCAGGCUCCACGAGGUUCUGAUGGAUCUGCAACAGCAGCAGCUGCAGCAGCUCUCUGAUUGGCUCUCGCAAACAGAAGGGCGGAUCCGCAAGAUGGAGACGGAGCCAAUCGCCAGAGACAUGGACAGCUUCCACACACAGAUAGAGCAGCACAAAAUGUUGCAGGGAGACCUGGAGCAGGAGCAGGUGAAGGUCAACUCCCUCACACACAUGGUGGUGGUGGUGGACGAGAACAGUGGAGAGGGCGCCACCGCUGCUUUGGAGGAGCAACUGCAGUCUCUGGGUGAGAGGUGGGCCGGUGUGUGUCGGUGGUGCGAGGACCGCUGGACGCAGCUGCAGGAUGUGCUUCAGAUGUGGCAACAGCUCCUUAGUGACCAGAGUGCCUUUUCCAAUUGGUUGUCGGAGAGGGAGUUGGCCCUGGAAGACGUUCAGACAAGUGAUUUCAAAGAUCGUGGAGAAGUCAACGCCAAUUUGCGCAUAUUAGCUACCCUGAAGGAGGACGUGGCCCUGCAGCGGCCCGUGCUGGACCGACUGGAGGGCGAUCGGCAGGACCUGGCGGCUCUGAUGCGUGGCUCGCCGGCUCUGGCCCAGAUGGGGGCCGACUCCGAGGAGCUGACCCAGCGCUGGAACAACCUGCUGCAGAGGCUGGAGGACUGCUCAGCGCAGGUAACGGAGGCGGUGACGGUUGCCGGGAUGCCUCAGCUGCAGGAGAGGGCAGCCGCGGAGACCACGCUCACCGGGACGACCAGCAGCUCGGCAGGCCAGGACGCCAGCAGCGACCCCGCCCCUGCCAAGAGGCAGCAUCUGGAUACCGACGCGGAGAUGACAAGCCUGUCGGAGUUGCUGGCAAGACUCAAAGAGUGGCGUGCUGCAGCAGAGUCCCUGCAGACCACAGAUCAGCUACAGGCUCUGGAGAAGGGACUGGCGGAGCAGGAGGGGCAUCUUGCGGAGGCUGAGGACCGAGUGUCUGGACUACAGCAAGAGGGUGUGAGUGUGGAGGAGCUGCAGGCGUGUUUGGCUUCGGUCUGCUCGGAGCGGCAGGCCUGCGCGGCCUCGCUGCCGGGCCUCCGGGAGCGGGUCCUGCGGUGCGGUCGGGUCCGGGAGCUCUCUGCUGAGCUGCGGGCCCUGGAGCAGGUGCUGAGCGGCCCAGAGGGAUGGCUGAGGACCACCAGUGUAGCCAGCAGCAGCAGCAGUCAAGACCAGCUGAGGGACCAGAAGACCGCUUGUGAGGCACACGUGGCUGGGGUGUCUGCUUUAAGUGCGCGGGUCCAAGAGCUGGGGGCUGCUGUUAAAGUAGAAGAGGGCGUGUCUGAUGACAUCACAAUGGGCGUGGCCAACUUCUCUACACGCCACGAGACUACACUGGAGAAACUGAAGGAGAGACAACACGAGGUCAACACAGCCUUGGCCGGUCUGGAGCAAGCGCAGGCAGAAGUGGAGACUGAGGAGUCCAUGGUGACGGAGCAGAGCGUGACUGUGUCAGAAAGUGUGACUGUGUCAGAAAGUGUGACUGUUUCAGAAAGCAUGACUUUGUCAGAAAGCAUGACUUUGUCAGAAAGUGUGACUGUUCUUGAAAGUGUGACGACGUCCGAGAGUGUGACCGUGUCCGAGAGUACGAGUGUGUCCGAGGGUGCGAGUGUCAUGGCGGAACAGCAGAGUGUGCCCCAGGAGAAGGGUGCUGUGGAGAGUGUGUGUGAGGAUGCGGUGGAGAGUGUGUCGAGCGAGAUGGAGGCACGGCUGGCGGAGCUGAGGAACGGCAUCAGUGACGUGCCCACCGCCGAGGAGGCAGUACAGAAGGCACAGGCAUUGUGUCUAGAGCUGGAACAGAGGUGGCCAACAGGAGAAGGUUCAGAGAAGUGGGCGGGGCUGUCUGGUAGAGCACGUGACGAGCUUGGAAUGUUGCAGUGCGUUCUGGGUAGCAUGAAGGAAUCGCAGGUGCGUGGUGCGGAGGUGACGGCCUGGUUGGAAGAGGCAGAGGAAGUGAUGUCGAGGGAUUCCGUCGGAGUGAGGGAAACAGAGAAGCUGAAGGAGGAAAUGGAGCAGUGCAAGUCAUGUGUGGGCCGUAUGGCCGCGGUUGAGGCUGCUCUGAAGCAGUGUGAGGAGAACACUGGAGCGGUGCAGAAGAGCUCAGUACCCGCACUGAGCAGCUGGGGGCAGGCCACCCUGGAGGAGACGCAGAGCAGGUGGAACACGCUCAGCAAACAGCUCCUGCGUCACCAGGAGACUGUGUGUGAGAGCCAGGAGCGCGUGGCUAACCUCCAGAAGGACCUGAGUGAGAUGAGGGAGUGGCUACAGCAGGUGGACGAAGAGUUCCUCAUGAGAGACUUUGAAUACAAGAGCCCAGAGGACCUGGAGGCAGCCCUGGAGGAGAUGAAGAGGGCGGAGGAGGAUGUCCGUCAGAAGGAGGUGCGUGUGAAGAUCCUGAAGGACAGCAUCAACGUGCUGGCCUCCCAGACGCCCCCCGCUGGCCAGGAGCUGUCGGCGCAGCUGGGCACCGUGCUGCACAACUACCACAAGCUCUGCGACCGCUUCAAGAGCAAGUGCCACACCCUGGAGGAGGUGUGGUCGUGCUGGAUGGAGCUUCUUCAUUAUCUGGAUGUAGAGGAGCAGUGGCUCUCCAGCCUGCAGGAGAAACUAGCCACCACACACACCCUGCCAGAGAGCACAGCAGACACAGUCAACCAGGCGCUGGAGUCCCUGGAGGGUGUGUUGCGUCACCCGUCUGAUAACCGUACCCAGAUCCGAGAGCUGGCCCAGACGCUGAUCGACGGCGGCAUCCUGGACGAGCUCAUCAGCGAGAAACUGGAGGCCUUCAACACGCGCUACGACCAACUCAGCCAACAGGCGGUGAGCCAGCAGGUAUCUCUGGAGCAGCAGCUGUCUAGUCUGCGGGAGAGCGAGGGCUCGCUACACGCGCUGCAGGAUGCCCUCACACAGCUGGACCACACACUCACAUCCUACCUCACCGACCGCAUCGACGCAUUCCAGUUACCACAGGAGGCACAGCGUAUCCAGGCGGAGAUGGCGUCUCACGAGGCGGCUCUGGAGGAGCUGAAGAAGAGGAGCGUGGGUAACGUGCCAUCUCCAUCCCCCACCCCCGUCACCUCCCUCGACGCCAAGCCCAGCAGAGGAGCCACCCCACUCGAGCAGAUGCAGCGUAAGUUGAGGGAGAUCAGCACUAAGUUCCAGCUGUUCCAGAAGCCGGCCAACUUUGAGCAGCGCAUGCUGGACUGCAAGCGAGUGCUAGAGGGCGCCAAAGAGGAGCUCCACAUUCUGGACCUUACAGACAUCACGCCAGAGCACAUCCACUCACACCUCAGCGGCUGCAUGAAACUGUAUAAGGUGCUGAGUGACGUGAAGAUGGAGGUGGAGACGGUGAUAAAAACUGGACGGCAGAUCGUGCAGAAGCAGCAGACUGACAACCCUAAAGGCAUGGACGAACAGCUGACCGCCCUCAAGCUACUGUACAACGACCUGGGAGCACAGGUGACUGAAGGCAAGGCUGAUCUGGAGAAGGCCCUGUCUCUGUCUGAGGCGGUGCAGAGCGACGGCGCCGCCCUGCAGGCCUGGCUGAGCAGCACGGAGGAACAGCUGCAGCAGCGCCACAGCACAAACAUGCCUGCCGACACACAUGCCGAGCAGGCCUGGGCCAACGGCAUCCUGUCGGAGUGUGAGCAGAGGAAGGAGGAGCUGGGCGGCCUGGUGGAGAAGAGCGCCGCCCUGCAGGCCAUGGUGGAGCAGGGUGAGGCAGCUCUGGAGGAGAGGCUCUUCCAGCUCAACGAGGCCUGGGCUCGCUCACACAGCGCAGCACAGGACUGGCUCAAUGCCCUGCAGUCCCACCAGACUGACAUGGAGGACUUUGAUGAGAACCUGGCCCACAUCAGCACCUGGAUGUACCAGUCGCAAAUCCGAUUGGACGAGGCCGAGAAGCUCCCGCCCCCACAGAGGGACAGGGAGGUGCAGUCUCUGCAUUGCGAGUUGGAGGGUAUGUGUGUGCGUGUGGGGGGUGUGAGGGAGCGUGCUCUGCUGCUCAUCACAGCUCGUGGUCCGGCCUGUAGCGAAACUGUGGAGCCCAAACUCACAGACCUCACCAGGGACUUCAGCAAGGUGUCCCAGCGCAUCCGGGCCGCACAGGCGUGUGUGGAAGAGCAGUGUGUGGAGGUGGAUAGUCGGCUGCAGCAGUUUGAGUCUGAACUGCAGGCCUGUCUCCACACUCUACAGAGCCAGGACACACACCCUGCAGACGAGGAGAGACUGGAUGAUCAGAAGGCGUGUGUAGAGGACUUGCUGAGGAGAGGAGAGGAGGUGCUUCAGCUGACUCCCCACGAGGACAAGAGGAGAGAGCUGAGGAUAAAACUACAGCUCUUACAGCAAGAGGUGUGCUUUGACAAGCUGCCCAUGGUGGUGAUGACGGAGCCAGGGGACUCUUCCUCAUCCCUUUCUCUCACGCCGGCCACCGAAGAAGAGGAAGAAAGACAGCGCAUGGAGAAGAGGAUGAGUGAAGAGGAAGGAGAAAAGGUUGAUGGAGGAGUGUCCGCCGAGGAAGGGCUGGAAGAGGAGGAGGGGAGGAGGAGUGCGUCUCUUCAUCUCUCUCCCUGCUCCUACCUGUUGGAGGUGAACAAGCUGCUGUUGGCCAUGGCGGACACGGAGCUGCUCCUCAACUCCAGCCAGCUCAACACCGGCCUCUACGACAACUUCAGCGCACAGGAGGACACACUCAGGAGUGUGAAGGAGAGUCUGGAGCGCCAUGGCGACCAGGUUGCCGUGAUAAACGAGCGUCAGCCAGACGCCAUGGCGGAGGCCCGCCCACAGGAAGUGAUGCGGAUCUCAGACGCCCUCAGCCAGCUCAACACAGAGUGGGACCGGCUCAACCGCACAUACGCCCUACGCAAGGGGAGCUUCGACCGUGCCGUGGAGGGCUGGCGGCAGUUCCACUGUGACAUCACGGACCUCGGCCAAUGGCUGAGCCAUGCUGAGCAGCUGCUUGACGCGAGGGAGGAGCCAGACGCCGACCCUGAACAGGUCAAAGGGCACCAGGAGGAGCUGGAGGAAGGCUUGACCAAUCAGCUGCCGGUUCUGGCCCAGCUCAACCAAACAGGAAGUGACAUCAUCGCCCAGCUGUCGUCGGCAGAGGGCCCCCUACUGGAGGAGAAGCUGCAGCGCCUCAACCAGCACUUUAGCUUGGUGGAACACCGCAUCCGCAUCGGCAGGCAACACACACGGUUGCUGCCUUCAGACCCUGCUGUGUUUGUCAGUAUGAUGGCAGGAGGGACCAUGGAGCAGACAUCAGUGGACAGUGAAGCUAAGCUCCAGGUGAGGCGACAGCCCUCUCAAGAGGCGGAGUCUGGAUUUGACGAGCACUUCCAGGAGCGUAUCAGCAGGCUGCAGGACUGGAUCCAGGAGACCAAUCAGAUGCUGAGCCUCAGAGGACCAGCAGGGCUGUCUCACAGUGAGGCAGAGGAUCUGUCCUACACCAUGGGGGACAAAAAGCGAGAGCUUGAGGACAUCCUUGCCUUGUCCAUCAGUCUGCAGAAACAACAUCAGCUCCAACCCCAGGAAAAGAUGAAAGUGGAGAGCCUGGCUGCGGGCUGGAAGGCUCUGGAUGUCCACCUGAAGGCGACGCCUUUGCCGCCCAUGUCCCCUUACACACACCAAGUUGUCCAGCAACCAGCGACAGUGGUGGCUGUGCCAGUUCAGAUGGUGAGAGUUUCGAGCGAGGCUCCACCCCCUCCUGCCCACAGCCCCGAGCCCGUCGCCCCAGGUGACCUCAACCAGACGGCCACCGAGCUCGCUGAUUGGCUGCUGCUCAUCGACCAGAUGCUCAAGUCCAACAUCGUCACCGUGGGAGACAGCCAGGAGAUCCGCACCACCAUCUCUCGCCUGCAGGUGACCAAACUAGACAUGGAGCACCGUCAUCCCCAGCUGGAGAAGAUCUUCACUCUGGCUCAGAACAUCAAGAACAAAACAUCCAACCUGGAUGUCCGCACCUCCAUCACCGAGAAACUUGAGAGAGUGCGUAGCCAAUGGGACGGCACACAGCACAGCCUGGAAGCUCGCCUACAGCAGCUGGGUCACAUGACCGUCCACAGCGACCAAUGGGAAUCGCAGAGGAAAGAGCUGAAGGCCCUGAUUGGGCAGAACGAGGCCCGCCUCCACGGCCUCCAGCAACAGAGCAAGGAGCCACUGACCAGUCAGAUCAGCCACAGCAAGAUGUUCCUAUCGGAGCUGAGUAAGGGCCAGGCGUGUGUGUCCGGCUUUAACGAGCUGUCCCAGCUGCUGCUGCAGGAGUACGCGGGCGACGACACGCGAAGGGUUAAAGAGGUCAGCGACAACCUCACGGCCGCCUGGCAGAGCCUCAACAACAGAGCGCGGGACACCCACGCUGUGCUGGACGGCGAUCUGAAGGCCCUCCAGGCCUCCCUCAGGGAGAUGGAGGCGUGUCUUAAAUGGCUCCAGGAGGCGGAGACUACCCUCAACAUGCUAGGACACGCUUCCCAGGAGGAGGGGCUACUGCAGGACGCCACGCGGGUGCGAGAGCUGAAGACUCAACUCCAGGAUAUCCAGGCAGAGAUCGAUGCCCAUAAUGACAUAUUUAAGAGUGUGGAGGGGGGUAAGGGCCGCAUGCUGCGGGCCCUGGGGGGCUCAGAGGAGGCCACCUUCCUACAGCAGCGCCUGGACGACAUGAACCAGCGCUGGGGAGAGCUCAAGGCAAAGAGCUCCAACAUACGGGCCCAUCUGGAGGCCAAUACGGAGCGUGUGACGGGCCUGCUGACGCAGCUGGAGGAGCUAUGGGCGUGGCUAUGUCUGAAGGAGGAGAGCCUUAACAAACAGAUGCCCAUCGGCGGAGACGUGCCCACACUGCUGCAGCAGCACAAACACUGCACGGAGCUGCGUGCGGAGCUGCAUCAGCAGGAGCCGGUGGUGCUGGGGGCCCUGGAGCAGGCCAGAGCCUUCCUAGCAGACCAGCCCAUAGAGGGCCCCGAGGAGCCACGCAGGACACCCCAGCCCAAAACAGACCUGACCCCAGAGGAGCGUGCGGCGCGUCUGUCCCGCGCGGUGCGUAAGCAGAGUGGGGAGGUGCGCGAGCGGUGGGAGCGCGUGUGCGCCGCGUCGGGCCGCUGGCAGGCCAGCGUGGAGCAGGUGCUGGAGAGCAUGCAGGAGCUGCAGAGCCGCAUGGACGCGCUGGAGCUGCGCCUGGCCCGCGCCGAAGACGCCCGCCAAACCUGGCAACCCGUCGGGGACCUGCUGAUUGACGCCCUGCAGGACCACAUACAGCACACCACGGCGUUCCGUGAGGAGCUGGUCCCAGCUCAGCAGGAGGUGAGCAGCCUAAAUGACCUCAGCACCCAGCUCAGCCCCCUGGACGUCCAGCUGUCCUCCACCACCACACACCAGCUAGACCAGCUCAACGCACGCUGCCACCUCCUACAGGUUGCGGUAGAGGAGAGGUUGAAGUUGCUUCAGGAAGCUCACAGAGACUUUGGUCCUUCAUCCCAGCACUUCCUCUCAACAUCUGUGCAGCACCCGUGGCAAAGAGCAGUUUCACCGAAUAAAGUCCCUUACUACAUCAAUCAUCAGACGCAGUCGACCUGUUGGGACCAUCCCAAGAUGACGGAGCUUUACCAUUCACUAGCGGACCUGAAUACAGUGAGAUUCUCUGCCUACCGUACUGCCAUGAAGAUUCGACGGCUGCAGAAAGCUCUAUGCUUGGAUCUGCUGGACCUGUCGGUGGCCCAGACGGCGUUCCAGCAGCAGCAGGGGCAUCGUGGAGGCGUUGGCAUGGGCAUGGGGAACGUUGGCGUGGGGGCCAACAGCGUGCUGACGGUGCCCGAGGUCAUCAACACGCUCACCUGCAUCUACGACGGCCUGGAGCAGGAGCACAAGGACCUGGUCAACGUGCCCCUCUGUGUGGACAUGUGCCUCAACUGGCUGCUCAACGUCUACGACACGGGUCGAACAGGAAAAAUCCGAGCUCUGUCCAUGCGGAUCGGACUUCUGUGUCUUUCCAAAGGACACCUGGAAGAGAAAUACAAAUUCCUCUUCAGCCAGGUGUGCUCGUCGGGCGGUGUGUGUGACCAGAGGCAGCUGGGCGUGCUGCUGCACGAGGCCAUCCAGAUCCCCAGGCAGCUGGGGGAGGUGGCCGCCUUCGGGGGGAGCAACAUAGAGCCCAGCGUACGCAGCUGCUUCCAGCACGUGACCAAUAAGGUGGCGGUGGAGCCCAGGCAGUUUGUUGAUUGGAUGCGUCUGGAGCCCCAGUCCAUGGUGUGGCUGCCGGUGCUGCACAGGGUGGCGGCCGCCGAGACCGCCAAGCACCAGGCCAAGUGCAACAUCUGCAAAGAGUGCCCCAUCAUAGGCUUCAGGUAUCGCAGUCUGAAGCAUUUUAACUAUGACCUGUGCCAGAGCUGUUUCUUCUCCGGCCGAACUGCCAAAGGCCACAAGCUCAACUACCCCAUGGUGGAGUACUGCACACCGACCACCUCGGGCGAGGACAUGCGUGAUUUCACCAAAGUGUUGAAGAACAAGUUUCGCUCCAAGAAGUACUUUGCCAAGCACCCCCGACUGGGCUACCUACCCGUGCAGACUAUCCUGGAGGGGGACAACCUGGAGACUCCAGUCACCCUUAUCAGCAUGUGUCCAGAGCAGUAUGAGAUGGCCCAGUCGCCAGAGCUGUCUCAGGACGACACACACUCGAGAAUCGAGCAGUUUGCUACUAGGUUGGCUCAGAUGGAGCACUCCAACGGUUCCCUGCCCACAGACAGCAGCUCAGCCACCGGUAGCAUGGAUGAGGAGCAUGCCCUGAUCCUGCAGUACUGCCAGACUCUGGGCAGUGGAGUAGGGGAGGCGUCUCAGCUGACCUGCAGCCAUCCGUCUACCCCCACCCACUCCCCCGCCAACUCCGCCCACUCCCCCGCCAACUCCGCCCACUGCCCCUCCUCCACGCUGCUGCAGAGCCCCGCCCAGAUCCUGCACGCCGUGGAAAAGGCGGAGAGAGGCGAGCUGCAGAGGGUCAUCUCGCGCCUGGAGGAGGAGCAGAGGGCUCUACAGCGUGAGUAUGAGGAUCUGCAGCUGGAGCAGCAGCGGGCCCCUGCACCAGCGUCGGCCUGGUCCCCCCCGGGGGGCCCCGAGGGUCGCUCAUCCAGCCCCGGCGGCGGUGCGCCCAUGGGCGAAGCGGACCUGCUGGCGGAGGCGAGGUUGCUACGGCAACACAAGGGCCGUUUGGAGGCGAGGAUGAGCAUCCUGGAGGAGCACAACAAACAGCUGGAGUCCCAGCUCCACCGCCUCCGAACACUACUGCACCAGCCUGACUCCAGGGUUAAUGGGGUCUCCCCUGCUGGAUCUCUCCCUCACGAACUCGGGUCACUAGCAGAACACACAGAUUCCAGUUCAGACCUCGCCGAAGUGUUGGAGCAGAUAAACAACAAUUUCCCACCAUGCAGCACAUCACCUAUGACUGCUCAGCCUCAGGUCAUGUGAGGCUGAACCUGAGAGCAUACACCACCUACCAGUUACACACACCUACAAUUUCUACCGAUGGACCCUCAUUGUGAUGUCACUGUCGCCGCGACAACCGUUCCUUAUGGCUUGGCCAAUCAUAGGCCAGGGAUAGGCGUGGAGUGGACCCAAAGACCACACGGAGCGCGCACACGGAGCCGCCUGAAGGCCUCCCAGUGGAACCUCCUUAGACUGGCUUACAACACAACACCCCCAGGAGCAAAAGGAGAUAGAUCCCCAAUUGUGUGUACUAUGCAAGUGUGUGUGUGUGUGCGUGUGUGUGUGUGUGUGUGUGUGUGUGUGUGUGUGUGUGUGUGUGUGUGUGUGUGUGUGUGUGUGUGUGUGUGUGUGUGUGUGUGUGUGUGUGUGUGUGUGUGUGUGUGUGUGUGUGUGUGUGUGUGUGUGUGUGUGUGCGCGCGCGUGUGUGUGUGUGCGCGAGCGCCCGCAUGUGUGCACGCCCGCGUGUGUGCGCGCGCCCGCGUGUGUGUGCGCGCUCAUGUGUGUGUGUGUGUGUGUGUGUGUGUGUGUGCGCGCGCCCGUGUGUGUGUGUGUGUGCAUGUUCAUGCGUGUCCGCGUGUGUGUGUGUAUGUACUGUCUGUUUUAGGGGAUUGAGUUUUGGUUGGAGUUUUGGCUUUGUACUGUACUCAAUGAGUGUGACUGUCAUAACUUGUAUUUUAUUUUUUGAUUUUCUUAAUGUUUUUUUAUAUAUAUAUCGGUUUCACACAAAACGUGAUCACACCUACGGUCUUUAUAUUCUAUUGGGUAAUAUGACAUACACACACACACACACACACACACACACACACACACACACACACACACACACACACACACACAGUUGUUACAAACAGUAGAUGACCAUGUGUUGGAUGGUAGGCAUGUUAACACAGAAGGCAGCUUUGUCAUAUUUACCAUUUGAAUGGAAAAGAAACCGUGCACGUGUGUGUGUGUGUGUGUUCGCUUAGACCUUUGUGCCCUUAAACAUUGUGAUUCGUAUCAGUAAUUACGCAUGAACGAUUAUUUCUAAUACACACACACACACAUGCAAGGAGCAUCCAUACACACACACACACACUCACACUCUCUCUCUCUCUCUCUCUCUCUCACACACACACACACACACAUACAUACACACACACACGCAAACGUGUUCUCUUUUAACUGAGUUGAAUUCCACCUGUGCCUGAACAGCUUUGUUGUCCGUGAUGAUAAUCAGAAGUGACUCUACUGUUGAAGUUCUAAGUAAACGCUCUCUCCUGUUGUAUAGUGGCCCAGUAAGGCUUAAUUAUUAACAUCCCUCUUAGAGUCCGCUAAUGUUGUUGUCAAGUCCAGUCCAGGUCGAACCCGUACGUGUGUUUGUGUGUAAACCCGUACCCGUGUGUGUGUGUAUAUGUGUAUAUAUCUAUAUUUAUCGAAAUAUAUAUAUAUAGCACUCUAGUUUUCUAGGUCUGCGUUUGGAGAUAAAAAGAAAAAGAAGAAAAAACAAGACGAAAUAAAACCCUGAAGCCAUGACUGCCUUGCUACCUCAGUGUUCCCCCUCGCUCGCUCUCUUUCCACCCUUACUCGUUUUUUUAUUAUUGUUAUUAUUUCACCCCUUAGUGUUGUCCUCUUUCGUUCUUAUUUAACCCUUAACCUCUCCUUCCAUCCUCUAUCAAUUUUUGCAUUUCAUUCUCAGUAUCUUGUCCUCGCUAUCACUAUCCAUCCAUAUCCUCUCGUUUUUCAGUCCCUCAAUCUCACUACUCGUUUGUGUCAUAUCUCAGUCUCUUUCUCUGUCUAUCCCUCCAUUUCUAUUAAUUUUUUGUAUUUUAUGUACAAUCACUCAUGCUCUGACUCUACCUGUUUGCCUGUCAGGCACCCGACUUCAAUAAUGUGGGUAGACCUUUCGAAACUGCGACGUUUACCCUUUGACCCGGAAGUGGAACGCUAGAGGUAAAAAUCAGGAAGCCGGUAGACGCAGAAGGUCUAGAGAGGAAAAGCAAUCACGUUGAGCAUUUCUGUUACUUCUCCUCUCUUGGUGUAUUUUUUAUUAUUAUUAUUCCUCCAUCAAACAUUAUUAGUCCAUCCUACCUUCUUUUCCUCCCCUCCACUCCACUCCUCUCCCCCCAGUUUUCCCUCUUUUGUACUGUGUGUUUUUAUUUUACAGUGCAGUGCAGUGCUGAGCUGUGUGUAUUUUCAGCUAUGAUGAUGAGAACGGUGGUGAUUAUGAUGAUGAUGAUGGCAAAGAUGAUGGUUGACAAUUGUAAAGGUGAAAAUCGUAACUGAAGUAAUGGAUGAUGAUGAUGAUGAUGAUGAUGAUGUUAAUGAUGAUUGUGAUCAUUAUGAUGAUGAUGAUUGUGAUGUAAUCCACUCAUGGCAGUAAUGUGUGUUGUACUUUUCCCUGAGGUAGUUCAAUUGGACUGACACACUACAUGUAAUAUGGCUAUAAUUAUGUUUUAUUCUGGAAAAAAAUAAACAUUUUUACAAGUAC